Aureococcus anophagefferens is the source of this 501-nucleotide messenger RNA. RefSeq lists its product as hypothetical. The transcript has a single exon. The record is from RefSeq and is a predicted model, not a curated record. NCBI's taxonomy places the organism in Eukaryota, Pelagophyceae, Pelagomonadales, Pelagomonadaceae. The annotation marks the transcript as partial. Gene Ontology annotation, molecular function: ATP binding; ATP hydrolysis activity.
AAGUCGCGCGUCGUCGGCGACCUGGCCGAGUUCCUGUCCUCGGACACGCGCAAGUUCUACACGCAGCACGGCGUCCCCUACCGCCGGUCCUACCUCUUCUACGGCGUGCCCGGCGCGGGCAAGAGCUCGCUCAUCGCGGGCCUCGCGGGCAAGUUCCAGCGCAACGUCUGCUACCUCCAGCUCUGCGACAAGGAGAUGAGCGACGACGCGUUGAAGACCGCCAUCCAUCGCGUGCCGUCGCGCAGCAUCGUCGUGUUGGAGGACAUCGACGCCAUGUUCCAGAAGAACCGGCAGAAGAAGAACGACACGCCGCUCACGUUCUCCGGUUUGCUCAACGCGCUCGACGGCAUCGGCUCCAACAGCGGCCAGAUCUUCGUGCUCACGACGAACGAGCGCGAGAACCUGGACGAGGCCCUCAUCCGCCACGGCCGCGUCGACGUCCAGGUCGAGUUCCGGUACUGCGUCGCGGAGCAGGCGUCGCUCAUGUUCGAGAACUUCUAC